Cheilinus undulatus (humphead wrasse) is the source of this 7695-nucleotide messenger RNA. Its product is annotated as protein prune homolog 2-like. The transcript is spliced from 20 exons. The record is from RefSeq and is a predicted model, not a curated record. NCBI's taxonomy places the organism in Eukaryota, Metazoa, Chordata, Actinopteri, Labriformes, Labridae. Gene Ontology annotation, cellular component: cytoplasm. Bases 1 to 6639 code for a protein of 2212 amino acids. Gene Ontology annotation, molecular function: exopolyphosphatase activity.
AUGCAGAAGGAACUGACUCAGGCAAAAGCAGACCUGGACAUUCAGAGACAGCAGUGGGAGGAGGACGGUUCACGGCUCCUCACUGAGAGCUGCAACCUGAAGGCCUCCUUCAAGAAGACCCAAGAGGAGCUGGAGAAACAACAGAUGGACUGGCAGCAGGAGAAAGCCUCUCUUCUGGGGUCUGGGGGUGGGGUGGGGGUCUGUAUACUGCAGGGAGCGCGGUUGAAUCACGACGCGCGCCUCCGUCGGAUCUCCUCUUCCUGCCGUCACACCCACUGCUCGGUGCUCGGUGUGGUGGGUUCACCCCGUAGAGGAGGGGAGGACCCACAGCAGCAGAGAGUGCUGCAGUGCGAGCGCAGCGGGAGACUUCGAAGCGGAGAGAAAAACACACUCAUAGACACACACAGACACACGUCUUCAUUGUGGAAACUUGUCUAUGGACAGAUCUGCAGCGACGCCGUAGCGACGCAGGCCGACAUGGACGAGUAUCUGCGGAGGGUCCAGAGGAGAGUCGGGGCAGACACAUUGGAGGACCCCAUCCAUGCUGUUUUAGGUGGACCAGACCCAGAUGUAGACACUGUGGCGGCCACACUCUGCUUAGCACUUCACCUCAGCCAGAUAGAACAGUCAGGUGGAGUCUUUGUGCCGGUGCUGUGUGGCCAAAAACAUGACGGUGCAUUACCCGGAGAGACGGUGAGGUUUCUGCAUAGGGUAAAGAUCAGCGAGAGCUCACUGCUGUGGAGGGACGAUGUGGACCUCAUGAAGCUUCAUCACAGAGGAAAACUGUCACUGACGCUGCUCAGAGAAGGACUACUCGAUGGCUCUGAGUUCGGCGCUCUGGAGUCCAGCGUCCUGCGUGUGGUCCAUCACGACGGGCAGCGGGACGCACAGGAUGAUGGGGCAUCGUCCGCCGUGACAACAGUCGCCAGGGAGAUUCUUCAAGAGGCAGCAGAGCACGUCGGAGCAGCGCUGGGGGAGACACUCAGAGAGGCUUUGUGGCUGCAAAGUGAAGCUGUCUGCAUCAAACAUGGAUGUCGAUCACCACAGCUGGAGGAGCUCAUGAGAUCUGUGGAGCUUCGCAGCGAUAUAGCAGCAGGUCACAAGACUCAAGACUUGGAGCAGCAGCUGACUCUGGAGCUGAAGGAGUUUUCUGACGGAGAGAUGACCAUCGCACUGGCUUCAGUCACCACGGACAAGGAGGACUGGCACGAUUACGUGGAGGUGCUGAAAACAUUUAGUCAUCGUCAUGGAUACGAUGGUCUGGUGGUUCUUCUGUCAGUCCAUGAUACACUCCAUCAUCCUCGCCAACAGAUGGCGGUCUACUCAAGCAACUCAGAUAUCCUCAACCAGAUCUGUUGUGAAUUGGAAGAGUGCUCCAGCUGGUCGCUUUCUGGGGAACUGGAGGCCAAGGAGAGCCUCCAGUUAUACCACAUUCCUAUAAACACCACGGCCUCUUCUGGUACUCCUCCUCUGCUGGUUGAAGAAAUACAGGGCCUCCUCAAAGACUUUGUCGACAGGCGAAGCUCAGUUUUAGCCUGCCAUCCCAGCAGCAGGACCUCUUCCACGGAGGGAGUGGCAGGCAGCGUGGAGUUCUCCCAGGGAUCAUCGGGGAUCAAUGACAUGGACGGUUCCGACACUGAGAGAGCUGAGGAAGGCAGUGGAGAUGCAGUGCCAGUAGCAAGGGUGAUCGCAGAGGGGGAAGAAGAGACUGGAGCUGCAGGAGGCAGUGCUGUUGGAGAACUCGUGAGCCCUGACAGCGGUAUGACCACUAUCCGAAGCAGCCGUUCCUCCAAAGAGAGCUCAGUUUUCCUCAGUGAUGACAGCCCCAUUGGUGAGGUAACGGCAGCAGCAGGGCCAGGAGGACUCUUCAUGAGAAACCCAUCCCCUCUGGGUUUGUUGUCCCUCUCCCCUCCUGUUCCACCUGAGAGGAGGAAGAACCGCUCUAGCAGAAAUAAGAGUGACAACUGUGACCUGUUCAGUUUCGACCCAAUGAAUAACAGUGACAAUCCUAUGGCAGCAGGAGGGGAGUUGCCAAAUUCUGGAGCUAAAGGGGAUGAAACAGAAAGAAGAGCAGGGAGCGACAGCUUGUCAGAGCUUGAUGAGCUAAGCUUGCUGGAUUUUUCUGCUCCUAAUUCAUUUGGCCGUCUUGAAAGUAGAAAUUCUUCAAUUGACCAACAUGGUCAAAUAUGCGGGAUUGACACUGUGGUUCCUCCGACCCCAGUCAACAGCGUUGUAGGUAGCCGCCCACCCAGCAGCUGUGGAGUCAGGUUUUUUCCAGAAGAUGUAGUUGAGAGGAUCAAUGGCCUGCAGCAGAAAGAUAGUGUGUCAUCAUCAUUGUCAGAGACCUGGGAUGAACUUAGCUUUGACACACAUGGAGCAUUGUCAUCCAGUGAUAGUAAUGCCUGGAAUAGAGCAAAGGAGCGUGAGAGCCCAGAGAAUAUUCUAGAGGAUACAACUGAACGAGAAAGCAAAGAGGAGAUCUCUCUGUCUGAGAAUGCCAAUCAAAAAGGAAGGAGCCUUGAACCCCAGCUUAGUCUGAUCACUGAGCAGACUGAAUCAUACGACAGCUGGAAUCCAGAGUCUGUACUUAAGGAUCAAUGGAAUCCUGUCACUUUGGCUUAUCUGCAAUUGACUCCACCAGAGGAGGAGGCAUCUGGAAAAUGCAGAGUUGGUACCUCUGCUGUAAGGGAACAGACAUCCUCAUUGGCAAGAAAAAAAGCAAUUUUAAACACUCUAACACCAGACACAUCUAAAGAAGAGGACGAGGGGGUACAAGGGAACAAAGGAGACCGGAAAAUGGAACUUCUUGACUUCUGGACAUACUCCGCUCAGAAGGGACUUCUUAAAUCAGAUAGUGGAACCACUGCAUCUUACCCUGAAUCCCUUGAUAUGUGGAAUAUGACAAUUCGGGACGACAGUCUUUCACCUCUCACAACCCCAGACAACUUGUCUGAAAACUCUGGGUCUUUUGGUGGGUUGAACCCCAAUCUUGGAGCUGGUGCAUCAGUAGAAAGUCCAGUUGGUUACUCUGAUGGGGGGAUGGCAAUGUGGAACACCACCAUAAGGGAGGAUAGCUCUUCCACAAUAACAAGCCCAGAAGGACCUGAUAAUGGAAAGGAUCUUAGCCACACAGGAUCACUGGACUCUCCUGAGACGCAUCUAAGUAAAAAAGUAGACGAAGAUAAAGCAAAAGAUGAGGGGAGAGGUACCAGUGAAGAAGUGAAAACUCCUGAAGAUGUUGGCCCUAGAGUAAAUGAACACAAUGUGAAAAUUAUCAUUGAGGUGGCAGAAGAUGGUUCACAGGAAGAAGAAAUGCUUGAUAGAGACACUGGGACUACACAGGAGUUGCUAUCUAAACAUUCAGAAGAUGGGACCUCCUCAUACCAAGGAGCAGAUGUUUGGGACUUACCUGUUCCCAGCAUGACAACUUCAACGUCUGAGUAUGACAAUGUGGGAGCUGGCACUUGGAGCCUUUCAUCCUCCCCUGAGACCUGUGCAAGUCUCGAGGCAGACAUGAUACAGCUAGAAGGACAGUCCAGCCCUUUUGUAGCAGUGCCACAGUUUGUUCAGAAGGAUGAGAGGCAAUACCAGAAGUGUGAUCCUCUUGGAAUGACUGAGGGCAGGGCAGUAAUAUCAGCCAAAGAGGAGACAUCCAGUCAGGUGUUCCUAUUUGAGGGAACUAGUAAGUUGGAUCAAACGAUUAAGGAUGGGGAAGGUUGUGAUCCAAAUAGGUAUGAGAGAUUAGAGAAAGCUGAUUGGAAAGAGCAACCCGGUGAUCACUCCCCGUUUCUUCUGGUGGACUGCUCAACAGUAACUCAGGCAGCUUCAGUCAAAGCUGAUGAGACUCAAAUCCAACCUGAACAAUCACAUUCCCCAAGCCUUCUUGAUUGGGGAAAUCUUAUUGCCAAGAAACAUGAAGCCUCGGAGUCAUAUAAACUGCCUUUUUCUGAAAGCCAAGUUGGUCCUUACAAUGAGAUCACGGGUACUAGUGAAGGUAAACCAAUGGAAUCCAUGUCUCUGAGUUCCAGCUCUGGAGGGGAGAAAGACACACUGAAAUUUAGCCCUGACAACCUUCACCCAGGUAGUAGUGACGAACUCAGGUCCAAUUCCGAUGGGGAUUCAUCGUCAUGCCUGGAAAUGGACUACAUCAUUGUGUCUGGUACUGUUAAAGAAGCUGAGAGGGAGUGGGAUGAUAGGCCCAGGCAGACUGCCAGGCAUUCAAAAGGAACACGAAAGACCAUGGAGACAUUUAGCAUGCUUUCUUAUGCUGCAACAGUACUGAAAAGCCAAGUGCAAGCUUCACAUAUAGAGAAUCAGGAGAACAGGGACCAAAGUAGCCAAAAACAAAGCAUUGAAAGUGAGCUCAGUGCAUAUACAGAGACGGAUAAACCUGCCUUAUCCACUCAUUACCAAGAAAGUCUUAAGAAUGACUCUGAGCAACAAGAAAUGAUUGGCCAAAGCCAUUCAAAAAGUAACACUGAAAUUUAUCAGUCAACAGGAUACAGUCAAACACAAGUAGACCAAGGAAACUAUGAUGAUAAGUCAAGCAUUGUGACUAGAAGUGUGUCUCCAUCAUUAAGAUAUCCAUCAGACCAUUUCCUUAAAACCAGAGAGGAAGUUUAUGUCCAUUCGCAGAUCUCAAUGGAAGAUUCGGAUGAGGGUGGGCAGUCACCCUCUGCACCGCCAACAUGUCCGACUUCUUUGGGCGACUUUCAAUCCUGGAGGGGUCAGAUAGGGAGGCAGGACACACCUCAAACCUCAUCUGAACCACAAUCCCCUCCACUGACCAACAGCUCUGUGUCCCACACCAGCUCUUUUGCUGGUACCCCACUGAGCGAAUCAGGUGUUACAAAUGAAAGAGGGCUUGGUUUGCCAUUUUCUGGAGAUUUAAUGGAAGAGGAGAAUGAUGAGGAAGAGCAGGAAGAGGAAACUGAAGGACAACAGGCAGGAUCGUCUGACCUGCUAAGCUUCACUGAGGAGCUGAUUGGAGGUUCUUCAUUUCGAAAUGACAGUUUUCAAACAUUUGAAGCGAAUAAGAUGGAUUACCACAAUCAACAACCUUUAAGAACUGUUGACAAAAGACAGAUUGGAGACCUUGAAGCCUCUCAAGAUAGCUACUUAACUGAUUUAAGAAGACACCAAGGUGGGACAUCACAACCUUCCUCUGAGCCAACCAAUGAGAAUGCUGCAUACCAGUGGACAGGAAGUCAGAAUGUAACUCAGGGUCAAACCCAACACGGCUACAACUACCACCACAUUGACCAAAGAACUGAACACCAGAGUGCCCUCUCAGCCUGCGCAGUUACCAAAUCUGACAGCCAACAAAAUGCCACGGAUGUCUACGCUGAGUUUACAACUGAUGCAGCGUCUACACACUACGGAUCUACGCAGGCUGAGGGUUAUUAUGAACCUGGAGUUAAUGCUGAGUACAGCUCCGAUGAUCCAGGAAACAAAUACACAUCUGAAAACCAGUACGGAGACUGCCCAAGCUCCAUGUAUGCUUCUGAAAUCCAGUGCUCCCAGUAUCAAGCUGACGGACAGGGUCAGUACGAGUCAGACCACGCCCAUUACCAGUUUGACGGGCAGCCAGUCGACCAAUCAGAUGCCCGACCAAAGAGAGAGGAUCAUGCUCGCUAUAUGCCAGAGGGAUACGUUCACUUUCUCCUCUCAAGACACCCCCAACAGAGGGAUGAUGCAGCAGGGAUGAUGAUGAAGACGGCCUCCAGUGAGGAAGCAGCUGAGGAGAUGGAUAACAGAGAAGAUCCGUCCUCGUCUGCAGACCUGUCAGGUGGGUCCAAUCAGAGGAGAAAGUUGGCAGCUCCACCUAUGGAUGUGUCCCUUGACCGCAGCGAGGGGUCUCUGCUUUCAGAAGAUGCUCUGGACACGGAGGAUGAGGCACUGGACACCGGAGAUGACCUGGAUGUCAACAUAGACGAGCUGGACACAUCUGAUGAGGCCGAGGAUUUCCCCCAACAUGAAAAUUCAGAGGAGACUAAUCUGGGCGCAGCAGCAGCAGCAUCGAGUGAAGCCGUGGCUCACAGAGCAGCUGAGGAGAACAGGGAGAACCGACUGUGGAGAAGCGUGGUGAUUGGAGAGCAGGAGCAUCGCAUCGAUAUGAAGUGCAUUGAGCCGUACAAAAGAGUAAUUUCCCAUGGAGGUUAUUAUGCCCAACAGAACGCCAUCAUAGUGUUUGCAGCAUGCUUCUUACCAGACAGCAACUGUGACAAUUACAACUAUGUCAUGGAAAACCUUUUUCUGUAUGUAAUAAGUACCCUGGAGCUCAUGGUAGCAGAAGACUACAUGAUCGUUUACCUGAACGGUGCCACACCACGCAGGAGGAUGCCUGGCUUUACCUGGAUGAAGAAAUGCUACCAAAUGAUCGACAGAAGACUGAAGAAAAAUCUGAAAAUGUUCAUCAUCGUCCAUCCUUCCUGGUUUAUACGGACUCUGCUGGGAAUCACAAGACCCUUCAUAAGCUCAAAAUUCAGCAGUAAAAUCAAGUAUGUGAAUAGCCUGCAGGAGCUCGGAGAAAUCAUACCCAUGGAGUACGUUCACAUUCCACCCAGUAUUGUCAAACUGGAUACAGAAUUGCAAGACACAGCAGCGAAAGCCGACCGGAGAGGAAACUCUGCUGUGUGACGAUUAUGAGACACCUGGCUGCUGCCUUUCUCCCCCCUGCAUUAUGCUGCUUUCUACAGUAGCAUAUCUGAAUAUCAGUCAGCCUCCAGCAUGAUGUUUAUGGCACAUUGUUGAUACCCCAACAAGUAGCAUCAUGGGUAAGGAAGGAAGAUGCUGUGGUGUGAAACAGCAGAGAGUCACUUAUAACAGAGAAAAGUACGGACCUGAUGGAGCAGAGCAGAGACGGUCACUGUGCUGAAGAGAAGAUGCUUUAUCCUGUACUACUGUAACCUUACACACAACUGGAGUUUGUUUCUAAUUCUGGAGCUUUUGUUUUCUUUGACGACAUGGGAGGAAUUACUAACUGGCUUUGCUAAAUCCAUGUAAUAAUCCAUCCUGUUGCUCUGUAGCCAUCACCACAAUGGGUGUGGAUUAUCUGCAGCCAUAGCAAGGCUCAUUACUCUGAUCCUAUAACCAAAUACGUGUAAAAUGAUGUUCAGUUACACCUGAUGUGCUCACAAAUAAACAUUUAUGUUCCCUGUAGCUCUGUGGAAGUCUUAAAUGUUGAAGGUAUUCUAUCAGGGCUAAUUUUACAUAGCCAAGGUUUCCAAGAAAAAAAACCUCCCACACAAAAGUCAAAGCAAUGUACGAGCCUGUUCGGUUGAAAAGCAUGACUCUGAAAGGCUAAGCUGGUUUUUGACCGGCUGGUUCGUCACAGUGGGGAUUGCCGUACAUUCUUGAAGUUCCAUGACGUUUACCCCAUUGUCUCCUUCAGACAUUAGGAGACUGUCAGCCGCCUCUUUUGUUAACACUGUGUGUCACUGUGAAAAAAAUGCAACAUCAGACCAUGAGAGUAGCAAAACAGCAGUUAUGAGUAGCUGCAGUAAUGUGUUGCAUGCAUUUAAUAGGUACAGUUUGCUGAGAACUGCAAAAAAGCAGAAUUGUUAUUCUUUCUUUGUUUUAACUGAUUUCUUUUUGUGUGUUUGAGAGAGAGAGAGAGAUAAUAGUGGAGGGAUGAAGAAGCUCUUUUGUACAGUUGACUGGAGGUCAGACAGGCACAGCAGAGAUGGCGCCUGC